AUGAGUAAGAGGAAGUAUGAGGGAAGACGGUGGCGUCAAGUUCUGACUGACGAGAGAAUGAACUCAGAAGUUAGGAAUGUUGAAGAAGGUAAAGAUAUCUUCGUUAAAGCCCAAGCCGGGGCCCUAAAGGUGGCAGUGAGGAAAUCGGACGUCUUCAAAAUUAUGCAAAGGAAUGACGAAAUGCAAAGGGAUUUCAUGUCCCGGUUUCACAUGGAAAGAAUAGAAUUACCUCCGGCCUUCGAUGACUGGGCAGUAAAGGCCUUUAUGCAAGGUCUGAAUGAAAGGAGUUCGAUCGCUUCUCGGCAGUUGAAACAGAACUUGAUUGAAUAUCCAGCUAUGACAUGGUUGGAUGUACACAACCGUUAUCAGUCAAAGAUCAAGAUUCGCAGCCAAGUCCCCCAGGGACAAAAAUCGAGAUCAAGAUUCAACAAAGAGCGGCAUCAGCCAUAUGCCGAUCGAAGGAGAAACGGCCCGAGCCGCAACACUCUUCGUAGUGAUCGAAGAAACAAUCAAAGUCAAAACUCUCGGGGACUCAUGAGCAAAAGCGGAUUUGACAAACACUCCAACCCCGCAGAAGCUCCUCGAUUAUUAGAAUACAACUUCAACAUCGAUGCAUUAAGAAUUGUCUCCGCUAUUGGGGGAAUUAAAGACACCGAGUGGCCCAGGCCAAUACAGACCGACCCUUAUCAAAGAAACCCAAACUUGAUGUGCAAGUAUCAUGGUACACAUGGUCAUCGGACAGAAGAUUGUAGACAACUAAGGGAAGAACUAGCUCGCUUGUUUAACGAGGGUCUCUUUUGA
This is a messenger RNA of Nicotiana attenuata, 801 nucleotides long. RefSeq lists its product as uncharacterized. The record is from RefSeq and is a predicted model, not a curated record. The coding region runs from base 1 to 801 and encodes 266 amino acids. The transcript is spliced from 3 exons. Lineage: Eukaryota; Viridiplantae; Streptophyta; Magnoliopsida; Solanales; Solanaceae.